UCUUCACUUUCGCUCUCUCUCUGCAGAUUCUCAUAAUCUCUCUUGAAAUUAAAACAUGACUGGCAGAGAAAUCCUCUACAAGAUGAAGGUAAGUAGGAGAGCAUCCAAUCUUCUCACGCUUAAUUGAAAGUGCCCAGCUGUUCUAAUCCUUCUUUCUCUUCAGAUGGCCAAAGCUGGAUUUGGGACAUCAACACCUGACACAGGAAAAGGAAAAGGCAAAAUUUCAAAGCAUAUCACGCAUGGCUUUCACUUAAUGAAGGGAAAAUCAGGCCAUGCUAUGGAAGACUAUCUAGUUUCAGAAUUUAAGCAAGAAAGGGACAAAGAGUUGGGACUGUUUGCUAUAUUUGAUGGCCAUCUGGGUCAUGACGUCGCAAGCUAUUUGCAGAACCACCUCUUCGACAACAUAUUGCAACAGCCUGACUUCUGGAAUGACCCAGAAAGUGCAGUAAAGAGAGCUUAUCUUACAACAGAUGAGAAAAUACUGGAACAAGCACUUGUCUUGGGACGAGGAGGAUCAACUGCAGUAACUGCAAUACUUGUUAAUGGUCGGCAGCUUGUAGUAGCAAAUGUUGGAGACUCUCGAGCUGUAAUUUGCAAGAAUGGAAAGGCAGAGCAACUAUCAGUUGAUCACGAGCCUAGCAAGGAAAAAAGGUUGAUCGAGAGCCGUGGUGGUUUCGUGUCAAACAUUCCAGGGGAUGUCCCCCGUGUAGAUGGGCAGCUGGCAGUAGCUAGGGCUUUUGGUGAUAAGAGCUUGAAAAUGCAUCUUAGUUCGGAACCUGAUGUGGUUAUGAAGGAGAUAGAUGAUGACACAGAGUUCCUUAUUCUAGCAAGUGAUGGAAUAUGGAAGGUUGUGUCAAACCAAGAAGCAGUGGAGUCUAUUGGACAAAUAAAGGAUCCUCAGGCUGCCGCGAAGCGCUUGAUAGAUGAGGCCGUGGCUAGGAAGAGUAAGGAUGACAUAUCCUGCAUUGUUGUGAGGUUCCAAUGAUAUGCUCUUGAAAAUGCCUGGCAGCAUUUUCCCCAGUGGUGCACAAGAAUCUGAUGUGCGAACAUCAGAUGAGCUAAGGAGGCUGCAGCGCAAUUGAUUGUGUGUAUAAAUGUCGGAUAUGCUUCUACUUUUUUUCCUCAAGAUUCUUUAAUGUGUAUGUCUAAAUGAAUAGUUCGGAUGGUUGCAGCCACAUUGCAGGAUCUGCUUCAUCUGUUUAGAAUUUGUUAUUUUAUUGUAUCGAGUGCCCCUGCUUUGUAAGAUCAUUGUGCUCGAAUAUGGCUAGCUUUUAAGUUGCCUGUCCUUCUGGUUC
Molecule: messenger RNA, 1295 nt
Organism: Prosopis cineraria
Lineage: Eukaryota; Viridiplantae; Streptophyta; Magnoliopsida; Fabales; Fabaceae
Product: probable protein phosphatase 2C 58
Exons: 5
Coding region: 164-985 (273 amino acids)
Biological process (GO): protein dephosphorylation
Cellular component (GO): cytosol; nucleus
Molecular function (GO): protein serine/threonine phosphatase activity
Source: RefSeq, a predicted model, not a curated record